UGAACUCUCCUCAAAUUUAGUGUUCACAUUUCCUCCCUUUGAAAUAUGCAACCACCCCAUCUUCUUCUCUCUACUUCAUCAUAACAUCAUCACCCCAAUCUCUCCCUCAACCUUUGCUUAGCUUCAAGAAACUAGUAUCUCAGAGAGAGAUCUUCCUCUAAUGCCUCACAACCCUCCCAAGUCUUCUGUCUUGCUCCACCGCGUCAACACGGCCCCCAACAACAACACCUCCUCACCGCACCAGAACAACCAGAAGAACAUGAUGAUCAAGAAGCAGCGCGCUGCCCCGAUCCCAGAAGCCGUGGCGCGUUACCACACUCACGGCGUUGGCCCCAACAAGUGCUGCUCCGCCGUGACGCAGGAGAUCGCUGCUCCCGUCUCCACUGUCUGGUCUGUGGUCCGGCGCUUCGACAACCCCCAGGCCUACAAGCACUUCGUCAAAAGCUGCCACGUUAUCGUCGGGGAUGGCGACGUCGGCACCCUCCGUGAGGUCCAGGUCAUCUCGGGGCUUCCGGCUAACAGCAGCACGGAGAGGCUUGACGUGCUGGACGACGAGAGCCACGUCAUCAGCUUCAGCAUGGUGGGCGGGGACCACAGGCUGUCGAACUACAAGUCGGUGACGACGCUUCACCCGUCGCCCUCGGGCAGCGGCACGGUGGUCGUGGAGUCUUACGUGGUGGACGUGCCGCCGGGAAAUACUAAAGACGACACGUGUAACUUCGUGGACACCAUCGUCCGGUGCAACCUGCAGUCGCUGGCUCAGAUCGCCGAGAAUCUAGCGAGACAUAACAACAAGUCGUCUUUGGCGUGCCCCAAGUAGCAAGAGUUAUGGGCUUGUGGUGAUGUUCUGGGCUACAUAAUCGUCUGUUAAUUAGGUUCCUUCGAACAUGCAUCACUGUCUGAGAGUUUGUCUGAUCGAGUCGUCCGGUCUGUGUUUGCCGUUGGAGGGUACGGCGUCGUUUUGUAUCCGAUGAAACAGUCACAGGCUCACAGCGAGUCUUGUUAUGUAAUAUAGUAGUAGUGUCUUAUACUCUUAUUAUAUAUUCCAUCUUCUUUGUCGAUAAUCUUAUGAAAUUGUGCUGUUA
Argentina anserina (silverweed cinquefoil) is the source of this 1085-nucleotide messenger RNA. Its product is annotated as abscisic acid receptor PYL4. The coding region runs from base 161 to 820 and encodes 219 amino acids. Gene Ontology annotation, cellular component: nucleus; cytoplasm. Gene Ontology annotation, biological process: abscisic acid-activated signaling pathway. The record is from RefSeq and is a predicted model, not a curated record. The transcript has 2 exons. NCBI's taxonomy places the organism in Eukaryota, Viridiplantae, Streptophyta, Magnoliopsida, Rosales, Rosaceae. Gene Ontology annotation, molecular function: abscisic acid binding; protein phosphatase inhibitor activity; signaling receptor activity.